Aptenodytes forsteri (emperor penguin) is the source of this 3859-nucleotide messenger RNA. RefSeq names its product pleckstrin homology and RUN domain containing M1 (gene PLEKHM1). The transcript has 12 exons. NCBI's taxonomy places the organism in Eukaryota, Metazoa, Chordata, Aves, Sphenisciformes, Spheniscidae. Bases 471 to 3632 code for a protein of 1053 amino acids. The record is from RefSeq and is a predicted model, not a curated record.
CCGGUUUACCCCCGUCAAGGGAUGCGAGCUGCCCGCCGGGUCAGGCGGCCACCGAAUCAACCGGGACACUCCAGCGCUGGGAAUCCGAAGCGACACAAAAAAACGGGAGUAUAAAUACGGGAACAUCUUGCCGCAACGCGCUGGGUGUUUCACAACUUGCUUCGCCCUCGUGCAGAGGCUCCGUCGGCUGCGACGCUGGGGAGAAUCAACCCCGGCUUUACCUGCGGCUCCGGCAAAUUGUAGCCCGGUUCAGGAGCAGACAACAGGCUGAAAGAAAUUCUCCUUGUUGAGUGUUUGAGAAACACGGUCUUGCCAUCAAGGGCUGCUUUGCCUCCCCCAGCCGCUCCUGGGCGUCCUGCUCGGUGUCCCGGGGGCAGAAGUUGGAGGGGUUCAUCAGUGGCGACUCUUCUCCGACCCCAUCAGGUGACAUGUGAAGGCAGCGCCCGGCACGGGGAGCGGCAGCAGCUGAGAUGCAUUCGAGCCACGCCAAUGACCCCAAGGAAGCCAUACAGCUGAUCAAAAAGCAACUGGUGAACGCCAUCAAGGCGUUGCAGAAGCAGUACGUGACCUCGGAUGCCGUCGUAACCAGCGACGAUGGGAACGCGAACACCCUCUGCAGCGCCCUGGAAGCUGUCUUUGUGCACGGGCUGAAGGCGAAGCACAUAAAGGCAGAGAGUGGGGGGAAAGGGAAGAAAGCAGGGGGUCGGGGACCGCUUCCCCAGCCGGUCUUCUGGGGUCUGCUGAAGAGCAUCACCCAUCGUAAUAUUGUCUCGGAGCUGGAACAACUCAUCUUUAUCAAUACGGACGUCGGCCGCUGCCGAGCCUGGCUGAGGCUGGCUUUGAACGAUGGCCUCGUGGAGUGUUACUUGAAGCUGCUGCUGCGGGAGAGGUCCCGGCUGCCCGAAUACUACCAAGCAACCGCCCUGCUCUUAGAUGCUGAAGAGUGCGAGUUUCUCCUUAGCUACUUGCAGGGCUUAACGUCCUUAACCUUCGAGCUCUCCUAUAAAUCAGCUGUUUUGAACGAGUGGACCAUCACCCCUCUGUCCCUCUCUGGUCUGUGUCCUGUUUCAGAGCUGCUGGAGCCCCUCACGUCCUCGACAUCCGAACCCCACAGAAAAGCAUCGCUGGGUUCGAUCUCCCAAUCAUCGGGGUCGGACGAGAUCGAGAUUCAACCCUCCGUCCUACCCAUCGGCAAAGCCAGCAGCAAAAUCAAGCUCACGUCGUCCUCGUUGAGCCUUAACACCACGAGCUCGUCCCAGCUCUCCUCCAGUCUGGGCUCCGACAGCAUCCUCCCGGCUCACUGCGCCCGCAGUCCCGAGCGGAGCGAGGAGCCGCUCUCCUGCGACUCCGACCUGGGGACGGCCACCGCCGAGGACCUGGACAGGUCGCUGCUAGAGGUGUUGUCAGAGUUCAGCAAAGCCAAGCCAAGCCUGGAAGCCCCGGAGGGAGGGCUGGUCCCCGGCGUGCUGAGCUGCUCCCCAGGGCAGCGUGCCUGCCCCCCAGCCGCACCGCCCGUCCCCCCGGCACCGUCCCGCGGAGCUUGCCGGCAACCGCCUCCCAACGCCGACAGUCCACGCUCCGCUCGGACAGGCGACCUGGCGACCGCCAGCGAUGGGGAUGGAGGUGCAGCACCGCAAGCCAGCGGCACAGCCGGCGUUUCGGCCACACGGCGUGGCGGUCCGAGUGGAGGAGAGACAGGCAGAAGCGGCACGGUCAGCGGCAGCGAGGCAAGCCAGGCUGUCUGCAGCCCGACGGCCGAAUACCUCCUUUCUCCGCUGCUAGGUUGUCCGAAAAGAAAGAGCUGGAUCUCGGAAGAUGAUUUCUACAGGCCUUCUCCGGGAGAGAGCAGUGAAAGCACAGCUGACACCAAUGGCUUUGGGCCGGAGGGGGCUGGCGAGGGUCCGGCCCCAGGGCUCAUUAGCGCUCUUGACUUGGAAAGGCUGUCGGUGCCGUCCUCGGAGAGCGGAAAGCCCAAAAUGUCACCCGAACGGGAACAAAAGGGCUUCAGCGUUGUGCAUCGCAGGCAGAUGGGUCUUUCCAACCCUUUCCGAGGGCUGCUGAAGCUGGGCAGCCUGGAGCGGAGAGGAGCCAUGGGGAUAUGGAAGGAGUUUUCCUGCGAGCUGUCGCCACUGGAGCUCCAGCUCUUCCUGGACCACGAGGACCGCAUCUGCGUCGAGAGCUAUUCCCUGCUGCGGUGCGAGUCGCUGGCACUGACGCACUCGGACGGCCGUUUCGAGCUGGUUUUCCUGGGGAAAAAACUCUACCUACGAGCUCCUUCUCGAGAUGAGGCCGAGGACUGGUUGGACAGGAUCCGCGAGGCACUGCAGAAGUGCCGGCCUCAGCUGGAGGAGGAGGAGUGGGAGUCGCUGGAGUAUCCAGAAGACGGUGGCGAAGGCCAACCCAUCCAGAGCGACUCCACUGCUCUUCUCCAGUACAGCGACGUGCCUGGGAACAGCUUUGACUGGACUCCAGCUCACGAACCGGAGCUGGAUGCAAUAAAAGAGGCUGUUCUGUACGUGGACGUAGACAAAACCUGGGUCCCCUUUAUUUUUUCCCUGUCUCUAGAAACUUUAAAGUGCUUUAAAGUCAGAAACAAAGAUAAAAUUUUAAGCAACAGUUAUGGUAUAGAGACCAUCCAGGACAUCCUUCCAGACACGAGCCUUGGGGGACCCGCGUUCUUCAAGGUAAUCACCUCCAAAGCUGUCCUGAAGCUGCAGGCUGAGAAUGCAGAAGAAGCGGCCUCGUGGAGGGAGCUGGUCCGAGGGGUGCUCAUGUCCUACCUGGAGAGCGCCGAGGAGGCGCUGACGCUGGGUGGCAGCUUGGACGGGCACUCCCAGGUCAUCCUGAAGAACAUCGUGAAGGAAAACAGCUUCUUGUUGCAAUACCUGGUGGCCAUCCCCGUGGAGAAGGGCCUGGACUCGCAGAGCUUCAUCUGUGCAGGCUGCUCCAGGCAGAUUGGCUUCUCCUUCGCGAAGCCCAAGCUCUGCGCCUUCUCUGGUCUCUACUAUUGCGACAGCUGCCACCGGGACGACGAGACGGUGAUUCCCUCGCGCCUCAUCCACAACUGGGAUCUGACGAAACGCGGGGUUUGCCGGCAGGCUUUGAAGUUCCUCACUCAGAUCCGUAACCAGCCGUUGAUCAACGUGAAGCUGGUCAACGAGAGCCUCUACGACCACGUGGAGAGGAUGGGACGGAUCCACCGGAGCAGGGAACAGCUGAAGCUGCUGGGAGAUUAUCUCAUCAUGUGCCGCAGCGGGGCCCUGAAGGAGCUGAGCAAGCGGCUUGAUCACAGGCACUACCUCUUGGAGUGUCCCCACAAAUACAGUGUCGCUGAUCUGAGGCAGAUAGCCGACGGCGUCUUUGAGACCUUCCUGCAGUCUCUGCUCCAGUUUGCUUCCCAUCACGUCUACAACUGCGACCUGUGCACCCAGCGAGGCUUCAUCUGCCAGAUCUGCAACAGCAGCGACAUCAUUUUUCCCUUCGAGUUUGACACUACCACCAGGUGCAACGAAUGCAAAACCGUCUUCCACCGGGACUGCCAAGCCCGUGCCAAGUCGUGUCCCCGCUGUGAGCGCCGGCAGAGGUACCAGCGAAAGCUGGAGGCGGAGGCCAGCGUGGAGCCAAGCCUUUAGCAUCCGGGGACCGACCUUGACCCUGCCCUCGGCUUCUCAUCCAGCCGGACUAGCGCCGGGGGGAAGGAGCCGGUGGGAGGUGCAGAGAAGAGACCCCCUGCCCGGGAGCUGAUCCUGCGCCCGGCCCUUCCCCGGGGACAGCGGUGCUGGGCGAUGCCGUGUGGGUGCUCCUGCCCCACGGAGGGACCCUCUGCCCACCCAGGGCUGAGCGAGGGGGGACUGGAGAG